GCCGUGAUGUGGAACUCCUCAGAGCUGUUCCUCAACGCUUCGGAGGGCAAUGGCUCUCGGGACCAAGGGGACGAAGGGGCUCACCCCUUCUUGACAGAUGCCUGGCUUGUGCCUCUCUUCUUCUCCCUCAUCAUGCUGGUGGGACUGGUGGGAAACUCUCUGGUCAUCUACGUGGUCUCCAAACACCGGCAGAUGAGGACUGCCACUAACUUCUACAUAGCGAAUCUGGCCGCCACGGACAUCCUCUUCCUCGUGUGCUGCGUCCCCUUCACCGCCACGCUAUACCCCCUGCCCAGCUGGAUUUUUGGAGACUUCAUGUGCAAAUUUGUUGCCUUUCUUCAACAGGUCACUGUGCAAGCCACCUGCAUCACCCUGACAGCCAUGAGUGGAGACCGCUGCUAUGCCACGGUGUACCCCCUCAAAUCCCUGCGCCACCGCACCCCCCGGGCCGCCAUGAUCGUCAGCAUCUGUAUCUGGAUCGGGUCCUUCAUUGUCUCCACUCCCAUAUUAAUGUACCAGAAGAUCGAAGAGGGCUACUGGUAUGGUCCCAGACACUACUGCACUGAGAAGUUCCCAUCAAAAAGCCUUGAGAAGGCCUUCACCCUCUAUCAGUUCAUAGCCGUUUACCUCCUGCCUGUGCUCACCAUCUCGCUCUGCUACUCCUUCAUGCUCAAGAGGGUUGGCCAACCUACAGUGGAGCCUGUUGACAACAAUUACCAGGUCCACUUGCUGUCGGAGAGGACCAUCGCCAUAAGGAGCAAGAUCUCCAGGAUGGUGGUGGUCAUUGUGUUGCUCUUCACCAUCUGUUGGGGACCCAUCCAGCUAUUCAUCCUUUUCCAGUCUUUCUACCCCAACUUCAAGGCCAACUACACCACCUACAAGAUCAAGACCUGGGCCAACUGCAUGUCCUACGCCAACUCCUCCAUCAACCCCAUAGUCUAUGGAUUCAUGGGUGCCAGUUUCCGCAAGUCCUUUAAAAAGGCCUUCCCCUUCCUGUUCAAACACAAGGUGAGGGACUGCAGCAUGAGCUCUGGGACAGCCAAUGCUGAGAUCAAGUUCGUGGCCACUGAUGUGAGCAAUAACGAAGCAAAAUAA
Scleropages formosus (Asian bonytongue) is the source of this 1095-nucleotide messenger RNA. It is a transcript of the gene kiss1ra, whose product is annotated as KISS1 receptor a. Gene Ontology annotation, molecular function: G protein-coupled receptor activity. Gene Ontology annotation, cellular component: plasma membrane. The record is from RefSeq and is a predicted model, not a curated record. Gene Ontology annotation, biological process: G protein-coupled receptor signaling pathway. The coding region runs from base 7 to 1095 and encodes 362 amino acids. The transcript has 5 exons. NCBI's taxonomy places the organism in Eukaryota, Metazoa, Chordata, Actinopteri, Osteoglossiformes, Osteoglossidae.